CCGGAUUCAGGCGCACUAUGAAGGAGGAGUGCGCGAGGCUGGGAUCCCAGGUAUCGAUCAAAUUUCAAGCUUUGGAGUACACACUCUGCUCGACUGCAUCCCAGCCCACGACCUCAGCCCUUAAACAGGAGAAGUGAUUGACGGUUUUCCUCGGAGUGAACACAAAGACCUUGCGCGCCGAGUGCGCUGGAUCCGCCUUUUACGCACACGGUGGCUGCAUUUCUUUGGCGACUUUACCCCCUGCAGAACUGAUUCAUGACAAGACCAGGCGUCCAUUUCCAACUUUUUUGAGGAAUCUGGCGUUUUUUUCCCCGUAAAUCCAAGGUCUUUGGUUCAGGAAUUAUGAUUCUCCGAAUAUGCCACUUCGGCCUGGUCCUUUUGUUUCUGUGCGCCUCCGCCAUCGAUCCAGACGAGCCGGUGGAGGACCUGACCGUGUUUGACUUAUUCGAAAGCAGCGGAAUCACACAGAAGACCAUCGGGGUGAAACUGUUCCGAGGCCCGGACCCCGAGUCCCCGGCGUACCGCUUCAUCCGCUUCGACCAUCUUCCCUCAGUCAAACCGCACGUUCUAGAGCAGCUCCUGCAGCAAAUUCAGAACAACGAGGGCUUCACCAUGACCGCGACCCUGCGCCAGGACCGCGCGUCCCGCGGCACUCUGCUCUCCAUCGAGGGUCCCGGCGAGCGCCGGCAGUUCGAGGUGCUUUCCGACGGCAGAGCUAAUACGCUCGAGCUGGUGUACUGGUGGGCCGACGGCUCGCGCAACGUCAUCGCGUUUGAGGAUGUGGAGCUGGUGGACUCGCAGUGGAAGAACAUCACGUUGCACGUGCACGGCGAGACGGCCACACUGUACGUGGGCUGCAGCCUCAUCGACAGCUUCAUUCUAGACGAACCUUUCUACGAGCACCUGCGCGCCCCGGGUGGACGGAUGUACGUGGCCAGAGGAUCCAGCCGCGAGACGCAUUUUAGGGGGCUGCUGCAGAAUGUGCAGUUUAUUUUCGACAUCCCUCUUGAGGACGUGCUAGAGAGCCGAGGGUGUGAGCUGGCAAAUACAGAGGAGCUGAACACAGUGAGUGAGAGUGCUGAACUGGUGGAUGUUGCCUCCUCCAUUUCCACUAACUUGAUCAGCCCAAACACAGAUCCCCCAACGAUGAGCCCCUCUGAGAUGAUGUGUGAGCGUUCGUGUGAGGAGUUGGCCAACCUCUUCCAAGAGCUCAAGGGCCUUCGCGUUGUUGUUAGCAACCUCAUUGAUGGCUUGCAGAAAGUGACAGAGGAGAAUACUGCCAUGCGUGAGGCCCUGAAUAAGAUGCAGGAUCCAGUGCAGCAGAGCAUUUGCUGGCAGGAUGGGCGACUGUUUGAGAAUAAGGAGGACUGGAUUGUGGACAGUUGUACCAAAUGCACAUGUCAGGAUGGUAAAGUGGUGUGUCGUCAGAUUACUUGCCCCCCAGUGUCCUGUGCCAAUCCAUCCUUCAUUGAUGGGGAGUGCUGUCCAGUUUGCCUCCCAAUGGACAGUGAGGACGGCUGGUCUCCAUGGUCAGAGUGGACCCAGUGUACGGUAACCUGUGGCAGCGGUACGCAACAAAGAGGCAGAUCAUGUGACGACACCAGCAACACAUGCUCUGGCCCCUCAAUCCAGACUCGGAGGUGCAGCUUAGGAAAAUGUGACCGCAGAGUUCGUCAGGAUGGUGGUUGGAGUCUGUGGUCCCCCUGGUCUUCGUGCUCAGUGACAUGUGGGGAAGGGUUGAUCACUCGCAUCCGCCAUUGCAACUCCCCUGUUCCUCAGCGAGGAGGCAAAGACUGCAACGGCGAAGGACGAGAGACACAGAGCUGCCAGGCUAAGCCCUGCCCAAUUGACGGUGGCUGGGGCCCGUGGUCGCCCUGGGCAACCUGCUCAGCAACAUGUGGUGGGGGUCUGAAAAGUCGUGAGAGAGAGUGUAAUAGCCCUGCUCCACAGCAUGGGGGCCGGAAAUGUAUGGGCGAUUCUGUUGACAAUGAAGUAUGCAACAAAGAGGAGUGCCCCAUUAAUGGUUGUCUUUCAAAUCCAUGCUUUGGGGGAGUGGAGUGCAGCACUGCCUCUGAUGGCUCUUGGGAAUGUGGGCCUUGUCCACCAGGCUACCGUGGUAAUGGAACCUUCUGUGAAGAUGUGAAUGAGUGUGAUAUGGUGUCAGAUGUGUGUCAUAAAGUGGGUGGAUCUCAGCAGUGUGUGAAUACAGACCCAGGAUUCCACUGUCUGCCUUGCCCUCCACGUUACAAAGGCCCUCAGCCCUACGGCCUUGGAGUGGAUGCAGCUAAAACAAACAAACAGGUGUGUGAACCUUACAACCCAUGUAAAGACAAUACCCACAGUUGCCAUAGGAACGCGGAGUGUAUCUUCCUCAGCCACAUCACUGAGCCCAUGUACAAAUGCGAGUGCCGUAUUGGUUAUGCUGGAGAUGGCAUUGUGUGUGGAGAGGACUUUGAUCUUGACGGUUGGCCCAAUCAGGAUCUGGUGUGUGGAGCCAAUGCUACAUACCAUUGCAAAAAGGACAACUGCCCAACCCUUCCCAACUCUGGUCAAGAAGACUUUGACAAUGAUGGACAGGGAGAUGCCUGUGAUAAGGAUGAUGACAAUGAUGAAAUUGUGGAUGAACGAGACAACUGUCCACUGAUGUACAACCCUCGGCAGUAUGACUACGAUAAGGAUGCUAUAGGGGAUCGGUGUGAUAACUGCCCCUAUGAGCCCAACCCUGCUCAGACUGACACAGACAACAAUGGUGAAGGAGACGCCUGUGCUAUCGACAUUGAUGGAGAUGAGAUUCUGAAUGAGAAAGACAACUGUCCCUUUGUUUACAAUACUGACCAGAAGGACACAGAUUUGGAUGGUGUUGGGGACCAGUGUGAUAACUGCCCACUGAUCCACAACCCACAGCAGACGGAUGCAGAUAAUGAUUUGAUUGGAGACCAGUGUGAUAAUAACCAGGACAUAGAUGAGGAUGGCCAUCAGAAUAACCUGGAUAACUGUCCCUAUAUUGCCAAUGCUAACCAAGCAGACCAUGACAAUGAUGGUAAAGGAGAUGCCUGUGACCAUGACGAUGACAAUGAUGGAAUUCCUGAUGAUCGGGACAACUGCAGGCUCGUGGCUAAUCAAGAUCAGUUGGAUGCAAACGGAGAUGGCCGUGGUGAUGCCUGUAAAGAUGACUUUGACAACGACAGCAUUCCUGACCUCUUCGACGCUUGCCCAGAGAACAAUGCCAUCAGUGUUACGGACUUCAGGAAGUUUCAGAUGGUGCAUCUGGAUCCCAAGGGAACUCUUCAGAUCGACCCCCACUGGGUGGUGCGAAACCAGGGCAAAGAACUGGUUCAGACUGCUAACUCUGACCCUGGCAUUGCAGUCGGCUAUGAUGAGUUCAGUUCCGUGGAUUUCAGCGGAACCUUCUAUGUGAACACGGAUCGGGAUGACGACUACGCAGGUUUUGUGUUCGGCUAUCAGUCCAGUCGACGCUUCUAUGUGGUCAUGUGGAAACAGAUAACGCAGACCUACUGGGAGGACAAGCCAUCGAAGGCCUUCGGUAUCUCUGGAGUAUCACUCAAAGUUGUCAACUCCACCACUGGCACGGGAGAGUACCUGCGCAAUGCGCUCUGGCACACAGGCAACACUAAAAACCAGGUACGAACACUUUGGCAUGAUCCAAAGAACAUUGGUUGGAAAGACUACACUGCUUACCGCUGGCAUCUUAUCCACAGACCCAAGACUGGAUUCAUUAGGGUUGUAGUGUAUGAAGGCAAGCAGAUCAUGGCAGACUCCGGGCCUAUCUAUGACAAGACAUUUGCUGGUGGUAGACUAGGGUUGUUUGUCUUCUCUCAAGAGCUUGUCUUUUUCUCUGACCUCAAAUAUGAAUGCAGAGACAACUGAUUUUGAUACUCUACACCUCCUGCCACUGACUGAAAUCGAAACUCAGAACAAGAGUUUCAGACCAGUCUUCUGAGAACAUCUGCAGUGUUUUUCACUUCAUUAGAAUGCACAGAUUUAUGAACUCCAGGGGCCUUCGACAGUGAAACUGACUCCAUUUUGGACAUCCAAGAUAAGGGGUUAAAGUUACUACAUACCAGUAUAUUUCUUUAAAUGCCUCUCUCAGCUUUGUUGCACAAAUACCCUUCAUGAUACCAAAUUAAGUCCUGUCUUCUUGAAUAUAAACCUAAGGGUUUGAAUAUUAGCAAUUUUUUUAUGUAGCCAUGUAGUCAUUUUAAAUGUGUUCUAUUAGUCAUUUUAAAGAGUAGUUUUGCAAUGGUUACAAGUGUUGAAUUGAGAUGUAUGAUAUUCAGAAUAAUACUGUUUCUGUGGUAACUUAUUUUUCUGUUGUGCAAGUUUAUGAAUUAACAAGUUGUUUUUGCUUUUGCCAAAAAUUGUAAAUACUUAUUUAUUAGUUUUCACAGACAUUUAAAUUUCACAGUUGAAAUGUAAAAAUCUUAUAUACAUCUACCUUAUACAUCUGCCUGAUUUUGAUACUCUACACCUCCUGCCACUGACUGAAAUUCAAAAUUCCCUACUAGACAUGAAGGUAUCAGAGUUAUAGUUCUUAAUAGUAGUGAACCAUUAGACAUGUUUUGUGUUAGUUACAAUGCUUUAGUUAAACAGUCGUUAAAUUCAGCAUUUUUAUGGCCAGGUAAUUCAUUUUAUGGCCAAGUAAAUGUGUUGGGAGAGAAGUAUUUUCAGUGGUUUGCUGUCGAAGAAGUUAGAUGUGUUUAUUUAAAAGAAUGAUGUCUGGCAAGAGCAAAAGAAGAUGUAUAAUGUGUUUGUACUUGAAGCUAAAGUGACUAUAUAGUCACUCUCAGAUGGUGACAGAUUAAAGGAAAAACCAACACAAAGUGUCUUUGUAUAAAGUGUGUUUCCUUUAAUUUGUUACCAAUCUGUACAGUAUAUGUGGUUGGAGGUGGUAUUACUACUACAGUGUUCCAGUGAUAAUGUGCCAUCAUGAUUCCACACAAAUUAGUGUUACACUACUUUGGCGUAGUUUAAAAGUUGAAAUGGCCAAAUGAAUUUCAAGUAGCACAUAUCACACUUUUCCAUCAGCAUCAUGAAUCCAUUUAUAAUAAAGGAAACUGAAAUGUAGCCUGAUAAAUGGCCUUUAGCUGACCAUGUAGAGUCAGUUCCCUCUAAUCUUUUUUGUACAAAACACUUGUAGACAUCACAGAUUGUACUUAAAAAAAAAAUUAGCCACUAGAUGUAAAAAAGCCAGUGGAAAGCUAGAUGUAAAAAAGCCAGUAGGCUAAACCAAGUUCAUACUCAAAUGUCAACAAUAUCCAUCACAUAGCAUCAGUUUCUAAUUGUUUUUUUUUUUUUUUUUUUUUUUUUUUUUUUUUUUUUAGUAAUGUGAGUCAUAGUGAAGUACUAUGUUCUUUUUAAAAUGAACGUCAUUACACUCAUUUAAAAAAGAACUUAAUGACUGAUCCAUUGUCAAUGGGUCUUUCCUUUAACUUUGCUGCAUGUGUACCUACAAUGCCUUAACAAGUUUCAUAUUUUGUAUCACAUUCCAAUUCCUCUACAUUGUAGAGCUAAAUGUUGCCUUUUUAUGGAUAUUAAAACAGUUUUUUUUGCAAACUUGACAUGUUUGUAAUAAAUACAUUAUAAAAAGGGUUAAUAAAAAUAGAUUCACUGUGUUCUUCACC
This is a messenger RNA of Pangasianodon hypophthalmus (striped catfish), 5642 nucleotides long. RefSeq names its product thrombospondin 2b (gene thbs2b). Gene Ontology annotation, molecular function: protein binding; calcium ion binding. The transcript has 21 exons. NCBI's taxonomy places the organism in Eukaryota, Metazoa, Chordata, Actinopteri, Siluriformes, Pangasiidae. Gene Ontology annotation, biological process: negative regulation of angiogenesis; cell adhesion. The record is from RefSeq and is a predicted model, not a curated record. Gene Ontology annotation, cellular component: extracellular region. The coding region runs from base 343 to 3888 and encodes 1181 amino acids.